GGACUAAAUAUAGCAGAGUUUCGAGGCUUAGUGUACUGAUAGUCUCGGACAGAGUAGUCGUAAUCGAGGAAUUAGGGGUGCCUAGCGUGGUCUCUGGCUACUGCGGGCCCACGGGGGUUGCGGAAUAGCGCCGCCCGUCGAGGCAGCACUCUCGGAAUCGGCUCUAGACGACGCACGAACACCACUGCGGAGCUCUAGCCCGGCCGCCCACGACUUCAAGGCAACGCGUCCCAUCACGACAAAAGAGGGCAGUUUUGGAGCCCCAGUAAUUCACCUCGUGUGUGCGGACCAGGAGGCUGGCAAACGACGCAAGUUUUGGCUUAGUUUUGAGGUAGCGGUACAGCUCUUCUCGACCUGGAACUCCUAACUCACAUUUCGCCACAUCCUUCCAAGUUCUGGCGCCAUGGACAUGCUUAUGGAUGAUAUCGCAGGCAUCUGGCCGUCCGGUCGCCUUCCACACCACGAUUUAGUGCUCCGUCGAGGCUGUCGAGGCCUUAUCCGCGGGCUGCCGCCAGAGCAGUAACAAGCGUCAAGACCUACCCGAAAAGCACGCGGACAUCGAGCUAGUGACCCGUAUGCAUUGUCGGAGCGGUCGCACGGAGCUUACCACUGCACCAUAAGUCUAUGUGGGGCCGCUCUACGACGGCUGUCCGAGAGUGUCCGCGUGUUGACGUCAGACCGUCGUGUUGGCGUCGAUACCAGGUGGGUGGAGGCGUCGUAGGACGCCCGCGCUGGUACUUUGGGCAGCCGCAAUACCGCUGCCCCGGUGCGCGCGACUAUGGCUUCGCAGAGGCGCGACUAUGCUCUCGCAACCUUCGCCGGGCUGUAACUCGGCACGAUGGAGGAGUUAGAAGACGAUCCAAGUAGCGAAAUGCUCGCAAUCGAGCUGUACAGGCCGGCCGUUUACGCCGCUCGUACCUUUGAUCUGCUUUAUGUACUGCGGCAGGCUAGCUGCGUAUGUAC
Molecule: messenger RNA, 963 nt
Organism: Pelagomonas calceolata
Lineage: Eukaryota; Pelagophyceae; Pelagomonadales; Pelagomonadaceae
Source: the annotation of a GenBank genome assembly